Messenger RNA from Nematolebias whitei (Rio pearlfish), 855 nucleotides. It is a transcript of the gene rwdd1, whose product is annotated as RWD domain containing 1. Gene Ontology annotation, biological process: cytoplasmic translation. The record is from RefSeq and is a predicted model, not a curated record. The transcript is spliced from 4 exons. Bases 15 to 449 code for a protein of 144 amino acids. NCBI's taxonomy places the organism in Eukaryota, Metazoa, Chordata, Actinopteri, Cyprinodontiformes, Rivulidae.
AAGAAAACCUGGGUAUGGUCAUGAUUUUCACUCUGGUGACAGCUGUUCAGGAAAAACUGAAUGAAAUAGUGGAUGAGAUGAAAAACAGGAGAGAAGAGGAGCAACGAGAAAGAGAGAGGGAAGCAGAAGAAGCUGAGAAGGUGGCGUUCCAGGGAACGGUGGUGACCAUCGAGAACUUCCUGGCGUGGAAAGCCAACUUUGAGCUGGAUAUGGCCGAGUUGAGAAGGAAAAAGCUGAAAGAGGACGAGCAGGCUGGAAAACCUAAACUCACAGGUAAACAGCUCUUUGAGAGGGAUCACAACCUGGACACUUCAGACAUUCAAUUUCUGGAAGAUGCUGGAAACAACGUUGAAGUAGACGAGUCACUCUUUCAGGACAUUGAUGACUUGGACUUGGAUGAGGAUGACCCAGAUUUUGACCCUUUAGAGAUUGGCAGUGAUGAAGACUGAAGCUCUGCAACACAGACCUUUAAAACAUUUUCUCUAAAAUGGCUGUGGUUCUUCAUAUGCUCAAUGUUUUCUAUGACCUAGAACCUGAGGCAAGGGGACCUUACUUUUUACAACACAUGGUUAAAUGCCUAAAAAUUUAGAAUGUCCUAAAGUCAAUGCAAUGUAAGAGGCAUACAGGUGCAUCUAAAAUAAUAGAUUAUUGUAAAAAGGAGACACAAUUGUCAGUAAUUUCAGGAAGUGAAACUUGUGUAUUAUAGAUUCAUUACACAGAGUGAAAUGUUUGAAGCCUUUAUUUCUUAUAUUUUGAUGAUUAUAACUUACAAAUAAUGACAAACCAACAUUCAGUGUGUCAGAAAGUUAGAAUAUUCCACAGCCAGAUGUUGGUCCCUUUGUCAGUGUGGGCCGG